Cordyceps militaris CM01 is the source of this 4728-nucleotide messenger RNA. RefSeq names its product vitamin H transporter, putative. The transcript is spliced from 9 exons. The coding region runs from base 1 to 4728 and encodes 1575 amino acids. The record is from RefSeq and is a predicted model, not a curated record. Lineage: Eukaryota; Fungi; Ascomycota; Sordariomycetes; Hypocreales; Cordycipitaceae. Gene Ontology annotation, biological process: regulation of DNA-templated transcription; DNA-templated transcription; transmembrane transport. Gene Ontology annotation, molecular function: transmembrane transporter activity; DNA-binding transcription factor activity, RNA polymerase II-specific; zinc ion binding.
AUGCAUCACUUCGCCCACUUGACCUGCAACAGCUCCCGUGGCAUCUCACGACUCAUCACACAGUUUCCCGCCAUUAAUCUUCCCGUUUCCAGUGAUGAGCACGCAAGAUGCAGCAAGAGCAACCAAGGGAACGGAACAACGGCGCAAAAGCCGUGCUUCCGCGGCCUGCUCAUUCUGUCGCCGUCGCAAGGUAAUCUGCCCGCCUCAAGCCUCUCCCACGGACGCAGCACUUACGACGCCAAGAUCAAAUGCAACAACCAGAGGCCUGUUUGUGCCAAUUGCUCCACCUACGGCGAGAAAUGCGUUUUUGAGCCCGUGAGCGAGCCGGCCAAACAAGCCGGCCGGGCACGCCACGUACGUGACCGGAGCCGGCGAACCCCGCGCAAACGGACCGAGCGGCAAGGCAGAACGCGUGUCGCGGAGCAGGUUGGUACAGGCGCGGAGCUACAGGCGCCUAUCGAAGCUGCGGGGACGGAGACCGAUGGCGAGGGUGGUGGUGGCGAUGCGGACGAUGAUGCAGGCAGCGUUGAAGGUGCUGCCAUGGUGGCGCAGCCGUCACCAGAUCCGCGCCCCAGUCGGAUCGUCGUCUCUGCCAAUGGCGUAUCCAGCUACCACGGACGCACAAGCGCGCUCUUUGAAGAUGGCAUCCCCGAACGCCCGCCGGCGGGCGACGUGCAGCCGCGGAUGCCGGAUGACUGGGUAGAGCGCGGCCUCGUCGCGGAAGCCGCCCGACAAAACCAAAUGGAGCAGCUCAACUACCGCAACGGCAAGCUCGACUUUGACGGCAUUCCCGCAGACCUGGGCAUGCAUCUCCUCUCCCUCCACUGGAACCGCCAGCACCACUCGUUCCUCGUCACGUACCGCCCGGCCUUUAUGCGCGACAUGGCCUGCGACGGCCCCUACUUCUCCAAGCUGCUCCUCAACGCCAUCUACUUUGGCGCGGCAAAGUUUAGCCCGCGACUCGAGGUGCGCAGGGACCCCGGCGACGUGCGCACCGCGGGGUGGCGGUUUCGGCAGCGCGUGAGGACGCUGCUGGGCGAAGCGCUCGACCGCAGCGACAUUACCACGAUUCAGGCGCUGCUGGUCAUGACAAACUCGCUGUUUGCGCUGGGCGAUGAGCGUAGUGCUGCGUGGUUGUACUCUGGGCUGGCGUUUCGGAUGAUUACGGAUUUGGGUGUGCAUGUCGACUUGUCCAAGCUGAAGAGAUGCUCGGAUGAGGACUUGGAAAUACGAAGAAGAGUAUUUUGGGGAGCAUUUGUUGUUGAUAAAAUCCAGAGCCUCUAUCAAGGACGACCGGUUAGUCUAAAGGAAUCAGACGCCUUGGUUCCUAUAAAGUUUCUAGACGUUUAUGAAGAACUUGAACCAUGGAAACCAUUUGCGUACUCGGAAUCAAGGUCCGACUUUGAACCAUCACCAGCAUACAGCACGUCGACAUUUGCAAGCCUAUGCAGGUUGUCGAUCGUCAUGAGCGACAUCCUAAGCACCAUCUACACUGAACGCAGUUCCGACCAAAGCUCAUCCAAACUCGCUGGCGAGCGAAUAAACUUGCAGAAAAAGCUCAAAGAUUGGGAUGAUGCUCUCCCGUCCUAUCUGCGCAUCGACUCGAACAAGCUUACGUUCUCACCUCGCUUGUUUUACAAGUCAACACCAGAGCUGACAAGAACCAGCGCGAUGCACCACGUUCUCGUUAUCCUUCUGCAUAGGCCCUUUGUAGCAGACGGUCAUCUUUAUAGCACGUCGCGCCAAAUCAGCGUCGACUCCUUUAUGAAGUGCGCAGCCUCUGCUUCCGCCAUAGUCCAGCUCCUGCGCGCCUACCACGCCGCGUUUUCGAUCCGGCGAGCACCCUAUCUCAUUUCGUACGCAACCUACGUCGCUGCGACGAUCCACACCCGCAUCGCCGCGCGGCGCAACCACGACUCCUCCGCGCACGCGAACCUCGCCACCUGCCUUGCUGUGUUUCGCGAAAACCAGGAGACGAACUCGGCCGUGCGCAAAGCCAAUCUGAUUGUCGAGGGCCUGAUGAAGAAGCUACGUGUCGUGGUUGCGCAGAGCGUUCUGGUUGGCGCACUGGAGAUGAACCAAGUCCCGAAGAACAGUGGCAGCGAUAACGCAGCUGGUCCGCGUCGUCGACGGCAGCCAACCUCAUCGAGGCCGAUACAUUCACCAUCACCUUGCGCUUCAAAACUCGGCACGCCCCGCAAUCUCGAGCUGCAAGAUACACCCGUAUCUGCUAGUGCGGCAUCUAGCUCACCCGCUUCCGACAUGGUGGAUGUAGACGGCAUAAUACAAGGCUUUCUCCACGAGAACGAACCCGUGGUCAGCAGGCCUGGCCCUCCCGCGGCAGCGCAUGCAUAUCCACAGCAAUAUCCCACGCAGCAAUGGUUCAGCCCGAGCCCAGCACUCCAGGGUCAUGUAUACUCUGCGUCUACUCUUCCGAUGGCCCCCGGAGUUGUGGGCCACACAUCCGAGGCGGCUCCCGUCAUGGCUGUGCCGUGGCUACAGCAAAGCGGUAGCGAGCAUUUCGGUCUGGAAGAUCCGAUUUUUGGAUUUAAUGGAUCUGGUCUGGACGAUUUCUCUUUCCUGGACACCAUUCUCGCCAUUACCCCGCCCGAUCUAAGACUCCUCGAUGCUUGUCUCACGCCGUUCGCGCUUACACCGGGAAACAACUACCUGCCACCAACACCAUUUAUGCUACCACACGAGCAAGUUACCGCGGACCCCAACUCCGCUAGGUUCUCAAUAAAUGGCGUCCCAUCCUCCUCCCAAGAAAGUCAUGCCGACAAUGCACGAACAAAGUGCCUUGCCCCCCCGCCCACUUUCCCAGAGGUUUUUGCAAGUUCACUCCCGCGGGAGCCCAUGCCCACAGCCAGUUCUGGCCAGCAGCCAACCGCCACAGAAACCAAUAUUUGGCCCAGAAACCAAUAUUUGGCCCAGAAACCUGGACGCCAUGGCAUCAAGCGUGCCUACAGCACCCGCAGAACGUCGUUCGGUCUUGCAGCAGCCCAUCUGCAUGGGAUGGCGGGAUGGCGGCCCGCCAAUAUUCGCGGCACGAGAAUGCUGCACCUAUUCAUGACCUGGUUGCUACCGGUGUACAAGGACUUGACAUUGAUCCGCCAAGACAUGAAAGUGGAAGAGCAUCAGCGUCGCGAUGCGCCGCGCCACUCGACGUCCUCGGUCGUCGACAUGGACGCCGAAAGCAAGAAAAAGGUACGCGCCGACUGCGUAGAGGACGUGGGCGGUGACGCAGGCGCCUACGUCUCGCCCAUGGACAUCCAAGCGCGCUUCGAGACGCUGCGCCACCUCGGCGCCGACGAGAUGGAGCAGCUCAACGCGCGCGUGCGCAAGACGAUUGACUGGCGCAUGAUGCCGAUUGUCUCAGUCAUGUUUCUCAUGAAGUACGUUUCACCGGAGCACAGUGUGCCGCGCGGCAUGAGGCUAACGCCUUUGGGCAGCUACCUGGAUCGCAUCAAUGUGUCCAACGCUCGACUGGCAGGGCUGCAAAAGGACCUGGGCAUCAGCGACACGUUGUGGAGCACGGGCAUCUCGACGUUUUACGUCGGCUACUUAAUUGGCCAGCUGCCGGGGAUCAUGCUGCUGACGCGGACGAAUCCGCGGUACUUUUUGCCAGCCGUCAUGUUGAUGUGGAGUUUUGGUACGAUUUGCAUGCCUGCCAUGAGAAGUGGUGCCGGUUUCGCCGUCUGUCGGUUCUUUAUUGGCUUGACUGAAGCGCCCUUCUUCCCUGCGUUGACCCUGAUGACCUCGUCUUGGUACACCAAAGAGGAAAGUCCUCUGCGCAUGGCCAUCUGGCACGCCGGUAACACCGUCUCCAACAUCAUCUCGGGCUUGCUCGCGGCCGGCAUCCUCCAGCACAUGGAGAGCACCGCGGGGUUGCGUGCGUGGCAGUGGUUUUUCCUCAUUGAGGGCAUUGCGUCUAUUUUCGUGGCCUGCGCUGCCUUUUUCCUGCUGCCCGAGUGGCCGUCCAACACGCGCUUCCUGACGGAGCAGGAGAGGCAGAUGGCGCAGUACCGCAUCCUUGUGUCUAACGGCGGCCGCGAGGAGGAAGCCGGCGGCUUGUGGGACGGUCUGAAGCAGGCGUUGCGGGAUCCGUUUACAUGGCUCUUUUGCCUGAUGCAUUUCGCUCUGGUAACGGCGCAGAGCUUCAAAGACUUUCUUCCCUCUAUUAUAAAGACGUUCAAGUUUGACAAGACAACAACCUACCUCGUACAGACACCGCCGUACGCCAUUGCCUACGUAUUUGCCUGUCUGGUGGCCUACUCGUGCGGGCGCUUCCAAGAGUCGACCUUUCACGUCAUUGUGCCCAUCCUCGCCUCGGCCGCCGGCUGCGGGGUGUUGAUCGGGACGCUCAACGUGGGUGCUCGGUAUUUUGGGCUGGUGCUGCUUAUUGCGGGCACGUACAGCGGGCUGAACCUGCAGCUGUCGUGGGAGACGACGGUGGUGCCGGCGCCGCGGGCCAAGAAGGCGGCGCUUAUCGCCUUGGCCGACUGCAUCAGCCAGGUGAGCCACUGGUUCAGCCCGUACUUUUACCCGACGAGCCAGGAGCCUUACUACCGCAUGGGCGGCGGGCUGCUGCUCAUGGGGUGCGCGCUGGUCGUGGUGUCGGCACUUGCGGUGCGCUGGCGGGCGCGGAUUCUGAAUAAGAGGUUGGACGAGGCCGAAGGGUGGACUCCGCACCCGGGUGUGAAGAGGGGAUGGCGGUACAAUACGUGA